Messenger RNA from Alosa sapidissima (American shad), 6579 nucleotides. RefSeq names its product NLR family CARD domain-containing protein 3-like. The record is from RefSeq and is a predicted model, not a curated record. Gene Ontology annotation, molecular function: protein binding. Bases 403 to 6408 code for a protein of 2001 amino acids. NCBI's taxonomy places the organism in Eukaryota, Metazoa, Chordata, Actinopteri, Clupeiformes, Clupeidae. The transcript is spliced from 29 exons.
AGAAGCGAAAGUAAAAACGUCAAUGCGAUCGGAAUACCAGGAAGGAAGACGAAGGGGGAGCAAUACGCUCAACAAGUAAAGCUUUUAAUAUAGCCUAGGUUAUGAAACAUAGUCAUUGCCAGUUUGUCUACGAAGUUAGGUUGUUAAUGAACCUAUAACAUGUAGGCUAACACAUCUUAUCGGGAAAUGGGUGUCUGUUAGUAAGUAGCCUAGGCUAUUUCCAAUGGCGAACGAGACGAACUAAAGUCUUAAUCAUGUGCGCGUUCCACAGUAGCCUGCUGUUUGCAUACGAGGAAACCAUUUAGCGCACAGGUGCACAGGCUCAGCCUCCAUUUUAGGCUGAAUAGGCCCACAGCUUGUCAUGAUCAGAUUCAUCUGGGUGCUCUGAGGAGUGGCUGAAACAUGGAAAAACAAGUCAACACAAAACAGGAAGACGGACUAAAGAGGCAAGGCUCAUUCCAUCAUGAGAGGCCCCCAUCACCUGCGCCCACUUGUGUGUCCAUGAAGAGUGACCGGUCAGUGGGUCGUGACAUAAACUUCAAACAUGAUAAGGGCACAGAUCGAUCAAGCUCAUUCCAUCAUGAGAGGCCUCCAUCACCUGCGCCCACUUGUGUGUCCAUGAAGAGUGACCGGUCAGAGGAUCGUGACAUAAACUUCAAACAUGAUGAGGGCACAGAUCGAUCAAGUGGCCAAAUGGAAGAAUGCAAAUCAGAUGCUGUCAGUGACCAGGGAGACCUCAAGCACAUAUUCCAGGUGCUUGAGGAGAAGAUAAUGGACUUUGUGAAGAAUGAGCUGAAGAGAUUCAAGAAGAUUCUGAGUCCAGAUUACCAAGAAAACGUUGAGGGUAAAGAGCAGGAUGAGAGUGAUGCCAGAGAAGGGGCUCUCAAGAUGACAAUGUACUUCCUGAGGAACAUGAAACAGAAUAAUAUUGCUGACAAACUGCAAGAAGUUGAACUUCCUGUAGUGUGGCAGACUGAGCUGAAGAGAAAUCUCAAGAACAAGUACCAGAGUGUGUUUGACGGAAUACCCAAGCAAGGGAGCUCUGCUCUGCUGGAAAAGAUCUACACAGAGGUCUACAUCACAGAGGGAGGAUGUGGGAAAGUAAAUGAGGAGCAUGAAGUCAGGCAGAUUGAGUCCAUAUCCAAGAGAUCAGCUGGACAGGAGACAUCAAUCAAAUGCAGAGACAUCUUCAAGCCCUUACCUGGCCAAGACAAACCAAUCAGAAGUGUCAUCACAAAGGGAGUAGCUGGAAUUGGCAAAACUGUCUCGGUUCAAAAGUACAUCCUGGACUGGGCUGAGGGGAAAGAAAACCAGGAUAUCCUCUCCAUAUUUCCACUGCCUUUUCGGGAGCUCAACAGAAUGAAAGACAAACAACUCUCUUUGAUGGAUCUUCUUCACAACUUUUUCUCAGAUAUUAAGCUGUUAUCUUUUCCUAGCCAGGGGAAGUACAAAGUGUUGUUCAUCUUUGAUGGUCUGGAUGAGUGUCGACUCCAACUAGACUUUCAGAAAAAUGAAAUUUUGACUAAAGUGACAGAGGUCACUUCAUUGGAUGUGCUGCUGACAAAUCUCAUCAAGGGGAAUCUGCUUCGCUCUGCUCUCAUUUGGAUCACCUGUCGACCAGCAGCAGCCAAUCAAAUCCCUCCUGACUGUGUUGACCGGGUCACAGAAGUACAAGGGUUCAGUGACCCUCAGAAAGAGGAGUACUUCAGGAAGAGGAUCAGUGAUAAGAAUCUUGCCAGCAAAGUUAUCACUCACAUAGAGACAUCAAGAAGCCUCCACAUUAUGUGCCACAUACCAGUGUUUUGCUGGAUUGCUGCUAAUGUUAUUGAAUUCCUUCUCAAGACUGAAGGAGGUAAGCAGGUUCCAAAGACUUUGACAGAGAUGUACACUUAUUUCCUUGUUUUUCAAACCAAGCAGAGGAGUCUGAAGUUUGAAGGAGUUUAUGACACAGAUCCACAGUGGAACCAGGCUAGUCUCCUUGCUCUUGGAAAGUUGGCCUACGAACAGCUGAAGAAGGGCAACCUGAUCUUUUAUGAAGACGACCUGAGAGAGAGUGGUAUUGAUGUCAGAGAGGCAGCAGUACACUGUGGCAUCUGCACACAGAUCUUUCAGGAAGAGUCAGGCCUUCAUCAGGAAAAGUUGUACUGCUUUGUGCAUCUGAGCAUCCAGGAGUACCUUGCAGCUUUGUACGUGAUCCUGAUGUUAAUAACUGAGGGGAAAGAUCUCAUGUCCCCACAGCAACCCCCCAGAAAAGUGUUUCAGCUUCUGAAAUGGCAAACAACGGGCAAACCCAUGACCACCUUACAAAAGAGUGCUGUGGACAAAGCAUUGGAACAUGAAGAUGGACGCUUUGAUCUUUUCCUCCGUUUUCUUCUUGGCCUCUCUCUGGAAUCCAACCAGAGACUCUUGAGUGGCCUGAUAAAGAAAGUACAACAUGAAAGCAAAGAGGAAAUAGUCAGCUACAUUAAGACAAAGAUCAGGGAGAUGCCAUCAUCAGAAAGAGUUAUCAACCUCUUCCACUGUCUGAAUGAAGUCAAUGAUCACUCCUUAGUGGGGGAGGUCCAGAGCUUCCUGAGUGCAGGGACACUUUCUGCAGCCAAACUCUCAUCUACCCAGUGGUCAGCUCUCGUGUUUGUGCUUCUGACAUCAGAAGAAAAGCUGGAUGUGUUUGACUUGAAGAAGUACAUCAGGUCUGAUGAAUGUCUCUUAAGGCUGCAGCCAGUAGUGGAGGAAUCCCAAAAGGCUCUGCUCAACAGUUGUGGGCUCACUGAGAGGAGCUGUGCAGGUCUGGCAUCUGUCCUCACCAAAGCAUCUUCAAAGCUGAAAAAUCUGGACCUCAGUGCCAACAGUAUUGGAGAUAUUGGGGUCCAAGAAUUGUGUAGUGGACUGGGUGACCCACACUGUACACUGGAGACACUCAGUCUGUCAUACUGCAGUAUUGGAGAUGAAGGCUUCAGAGCUCUUGCAUCAGCACUGAGAUCAAACCCCUCACACAUGAGAGAGCUGCAGCUGAGUGGGAAUAAAGCAGGAGACUCAGGAGUGAAGCAUCUUUCUUCUCUUCUGGAGGAUCCCAACUGUAACCUGGAGAAACUACAUCUGUCAUACUGCAGUAUUGGAGAUGAAGGCUUCAGAGCUCUUGCAUCAGCACUGAGAUCAAACCCCUCACACAUGAGAGAGCUGCAGCUGAGUUGGAAUAAAGCAGGAGACUCAGGAGUGAAGCAUCUUUCUUCUCUUCUGGAGGAUCCCAACUUCAAACUGGAGAAACUAAACCUGUCAUACUGCAGUAUUGGAGAUGAAGGCUUCAGAGCUCUUGCAUCAGCACUGAGAUCAAACCCCUCACACAUGAGAGAGCUGCAGCUGAGUGGGAAUAAAGCAGGAGACUCAGGAGUGAAGCAUCUUUCUUCUCUUCUGGAGGAUCCCAACUGUAACCUGGAGAAACUACAUCUGUCAUACUGCAGUAUUGGAGAUGAAGGCUUCAGAGCUCUUGCAUCAGCACUGAGAUCAAACCCCUCACACAUGAGAGAGCUGCAGCUGAGUGGGAAUAAAGCAGGAGACUCAGGAGUGAAGCAUCUUUCUUCUCUUCUGGAGGAUCCCAACUUCAAACUGGAGAAACUAAAUCUGUCAUACUGCAGUAUUGGAGAUGAAGGCUUCAGAGCUCUUGCAUCAGCACUGAGAUCAAACCCCUCACACAUGAGAGAGCUGCAGCUGAGUGGGAAUAAAGCAGGAGACUCAGGAGUGAAGCAUCUUUCUUCUCUUCUGGAGGAUCCCAACUGUAACCUGGAGAAACUACAUCUGUCAUACUGCAGUAUUGGAGAUGAAGGCUUCAGAGCUCUUGCAUCAGCACUGAGAUCAAACCCCUCACACAUGAGAGAGCUGCAGCUGAGUUGGAAUAAAGCAGGAGACUCAGGAGUGAAGCAUCUUUCUUCUCUUCUGGAGGAUCCCAACUUCAAACUGGAGAAACUAAAUCUGUCACACUGCAGUAUUGGAGAUGAAGGCUUCAGAGCUCUUGCAUCAGCACUGAGAUCAAACCCCUCACACAUGAGAGAGCUGCAGCUGAGUGAGAAUAAAGCAGGAGACUCAGGAGUGAAGCAUCUUUCUUCUCUUCUGGAGGAUCCCAACUGUAAACUGGAGAAACUGCAUCUGUCAUACUGCAGUAUUGGAGAUGAAGGCUUCAGAGCUCUUGCAUCAGCACUGAGAUCAAACCCCUCACACAUGAGAGAGCUGCAGCUGAGAUGGAAUAAAGCAGGAGACUCAGGAGUGAAGCAUCUUUCUUCUCUUCUGGAGGAUCCCAACUGUAAACUGGAGAAACUGCAUCUGUCACACUGCAGUAUUGGAGAUGAAGGCUUCAGAGCUCUUGCAUCAGCACUGAGAUCAAACCCCUCACACAUGAGAGAGCUGCAGCUGAGAUGGAAUAAAGCAGGAGACUCAGGAGUGAAGCAUCUUUCUUCUCUUCUGGAGGAUCCCAACUGUAAACUGGAGAAACUGCAUCUGUCACACUGCAGUAUUGGAGAUGAAGGCUUCAGAGCUCUUGCAUCAGCACUGAGAUCAAACCCCUCACACAUGAGAGAGCUGCAGCUGAGUGGGAAUAAAGCAGGAGACUCAGGAGUGAAGCAUCUUUCUUCUCUUCUGGAGGAUCCCAACUGUAACCUGGAGAAACUACACCUGGAUAACUGCAGUAUUGGAGAAGAAGGCUUCAGAGCUCUUGCAUCAGCACUGAGAUCAAACCCCUCACACAUGAGAGAGCUGCAGCUGAGUGGGAAUAAAGCAGGAGACUCAGGAGUGAAGCAUCUUUCUUCUCUUCUGGAGGAUCCCAACUGUAAACUGGAGAAACUACAUCUGUCACACUGCAGUAUUGGAGAUGAAGGCUUCAGAGCUCUUGCAUCAGCACUGAGAUCAAACCCCUCACACAUGAGAGAGCUGCAGCUGAGUGGGAAUAAAGCAGGAGACUCAGGAGUGAAGCAUCUUUCUUCUCUUCUGGAGGAUCCCAACUGUAAACUGGAGAAACUGCACCUGGAUAACUGCAGUAUUGGAGAUGAAGGCUUCAGAGCUCUUGCAUCAGCACUGAGAUCAAACCCCUCACACAUGAGAGAGCUGCAGCUGAGUGGGAAUAAAGCAGGAGACUCAGGAGUGAAGCAUCUUUCUUCUCUUCUGGAGGAUCCCAACUGUAAACUGGAGAAACUACACCUGUCACACUGCAGUAUUGGAGAUGAAGGCUUCAGAGCUCUUGCAUCAGCACUGAGAUCAAACCCCUCACACAUGAGAGAGCUGCAGCUGAGUGGGAGUAAAGCAGGAGACUCAGGAGUGAAGCAUCUUUCUUCUCUUCUGGAGGAUCCCAACUGUAAACUGGAGAAACUACACCUGGAUAACUGCAGUAUUGGAGAUGAAGGCUUAAGAGCUCUUGUAUCAGCACUGAGAUCAAACCCCUCACACAUGAGAGAGCUGCAGCUGAGUGAGAAUAAAGCAGGAGACUCAGGAGUGAAGCAUCUUUCUUCUCUUCUGGAGGAUCCCAACUGUAAACUGGAGAAACUACACCUGGAUAACUGCAGUAUUGGAGAUGAAGGCUUCAGAGCUCUUGCAUCAGCACUGAGAUCAAACCCCUCACACAUGAGAGAGCUGCAGCUGAGUUGGAGUAAAGCAGGAGACUCAGGAGUGAAGCAUCUUUCUUCUCUUCUGGAGGAUCCCAACUUCAAACUGGAGAAACUAGAUCUGUCAGGCUGCAGUAUUGGAGAUGAAGGCUUCAGAGCUCUUGCAUCAGCACUGAGAUCAAACCCCUCACACAUGAGAGAGCUGCAGCUGAGAGGGAAUAAAGCAGGAGACUCAGGAGUGAAGCAUCUUUCUUCUCUUCUGGAGGAUCCCAACUGUAAACUGGAGAAACUACAUCUGUCAUACUGCAGUAUUGGAGAUGAAGGCUUCAGAGCUCUUGCAUCAGCACUGAGAUCAAACCCCUCACACAUGAGAGAGCUGCAGCUGAGUUGGAGUAAAGCAGGAGACUCAGGAGUGAAGCAUCUUUCUUCUCUUCUGGAGGAUCCCAACUGUAAACUGGAGAAACUGCACCUGGAUAACUGCAGUAUUGGAGAUGAAGGCUUAAGAGCUCUUGUAUCCGCACUGAGAUCAAACCCCUCACACAUGAGAGAGCUGCAGCUGAGAGGGAAUAAAGCAGGAGAUUCAGGAGUGAAGCAUCUUUCUUCUCUUCUGGAGGAUCCCAACUGUAAACUGGAGAAACUGCACCUGUAUAACUGCAGUAUAACUUAUGAAGGUUUCAGAGCUUUAGCAUCAGCACUGAGAUCAAACUCAUCAGCCCUCAGAGAGCUCUAUCUGGGGGGGAAUCAGUCUGGACCCUCAGCACAGCAGCUGCUCUCUGAACUGAAGAAACAUCCAAACUGUAAACAUCUACAAAUAUAUGACUAAUGAAUUCAUCCUGUUGUGUUCCACCUGAAACAUGUUUUCACACUGUGCAGAGAUAAAUGUUUCAGCACAUUCAUAUUUGAAGUAAUAUGUUUUAAAGUGACUUAUGUAAAUACAAUUGUAAGAAAUAUUGUGUAAUGGAUGUUUUCAAUAUAAAACAUGGUGAUUCUUUAA